AGUUUUCCGAAGCAAACAGGUUACCCAGUAACAUUCUUCAGCAGAAGCUUCAAAGAUUCUCAUUUUUAGUAAGCCAUGGCCAGAAGACACGGAAUGAGUUCAGCAAGAAAGUUUCACAUCCAUGCUUUUCUUGUAUUGGUGAGUCAUUGACAUCUGCACAACUACUUUAAGUUUCCAUACCACAGCAAACACUUUCUGAAAUUCUCAAAAAGUUAAUUGUUCUGUCCUGAAAAGGUAAACCUGGUAUGUGUAUAUGCAAUAAUUUUGAGUCCCAUUUUUUUUUCAAUCUGAAAUCGUGGGGUAAGAACAUAUUUUAAACUGUAGAGAUUCAUAAAAAGCAACGAAAGAGAAUGAAUGAUGUCAGGUUUAAAUUGAUGUAUUUUUUAAAUACAAAACAUAUGCACUUUUUCAAUGUGGUUUCACCCCACCCCCUUUUUGGGGGGAUGGUGUCGCCCGGUGCGGUCCACACCCCCGCACCGCUCUCACUACGGCUCUAAAGUGUGUGUGUGUGAGAGUUCAUGAGUGUUACAAUUAUUAGCCACGCUUAAUUCCAGCUGAAUCCUUCCAAGAGCUUUAAUCAAAUAAGAUUUGGAGAAUCCUAGAUUGAACUCUUGCAUUAGAUGUAUGGUUUAAUGUUCCACAUAAUGAUGUGGAAAGUUCAAAGUGGCUUUUAUUUAUUUAUUUUUUUUAAAGUUGGGGAAAGCAAGAAAUUAAGCGUCGGGCCGAAUGCGAUAUCAAAACAUUUUUUUUUAAAAAUUAUCUUGAAUCUUUUUUUUUUUUUUUUAAACAGGUGUUUUCGUGUGUAGCUCUAGCUCAGUACCAGACACAAUCAUCCGCCUACCCAGCAUCCACUGGCUACCAGGGCUAUGCGCAGCCAUCAGCAGCUUACCAACCUUCCACUGGCUACCAGCCAUAUUCUCAGGCCAGCUACCCCGCCUACGGACAACAGCCUGCCUACGGAUCCUAUGGGUAUAACGCGAUGAGGCCUCUCGUGCAGUCGGAUGUGAAAAAUUGUACCGACACCGACUGUGGACAAGAUGUAAGUCUCGUACAUUAAUGAAAAAAAAAAUUCUUUAAAUGUAUACAUUAUUUUAAAAUAGUUAUUUAACCUUAACCACUUGUCUGUUUCAGCUGAUAAGGUUUCACGUCCUGUUAAAUUAGACUCAGCUUGUACAUAUUCAGACAGGUACUCUUGGCGAAAUAUAUUUACAACUACCACCCUUGUGUCUAGAUGCCCAUCCGCCACUACCCCUCCCCGGAAGCCGCAAAUAUCAAAGAACCUUCUCAGGCACAAGAAACUCAACCAUCAAUCCUACCCCCAAAGAACCUUCUCAGGCACAAGAAACUCAACCAUCAAUCCUACCCCCAAAGAACCUUCUCAGUCACAAGAAACUCAACCAUCAAUCCUACCCCUCAGACCCCAUCCAUUCCCCCCUCCCCCUCCUUCCCCCACCCCAAAAAAGGCGCCGUUCCAAAAUUACCGCACUAGCGGCUCCAGGAUAUUACUGUGGUAAACCUAGGGCCUAUCUAGGGCCUACAUGGACAUAUUUUUUUUUUUAAUGGUCAAUGAAAGACUCCUCGCACACACACACAAAAAGAAAGAAAAAAAAAAUUUUUUUCUUCAACAAAUAUAAAUAAAUGACUAUCUUAAAAGAUAGCAGGAAGAAUUACAGCUAUUUGGAACGCUGAAGAAAACUAUAAAGUCUAGAAUUUUCCAAAAGGGUGCCAACCCCUGGCAGGCUGGUCAAUAGGAUUAGUACAUAGAUGACAUAUAGUUAAUCUGGUUUCUGUUUUAAAUAAAACCGACUAUCUGCUAACCCAAUGAUAACAAAAUAAAAAAAAUUGUUCAUUAUGUCCCUUCUUUUCAGGAAUGCUGCGUGUCUACCCCCCGUGCCUCCAUCUGUGCGAAAAUGAUUUCCAUUGAUACCAGUAUUGCCAUAAGUAAAAGAGAAAAAAAUGUAAGAUUUAUAACUCUUUUUUUACGAAGGCAUAUGUUCUCCUCCCAUGUUAAUAUAACACGGUAUUAUUUUUAACAUAGUCAUUUUAUGCUGCAUAUUUUCCAUAUCAUGCAUGCUUAAUCAAUAACACAAUGUUAAUAUCACCCAAAUUUUCUAACGUGGGCCUAUUUGUAUGGGAGAUUUGAAGUAUACCACUAGAUAAAUUUGAUAUUUGUAAAAAAUAAUUAAAGUUUAAUAAACAGCAAGUCAGGAAGAUGUGCAGUUGGUGUUGCUUAAGGGGUGGGAGCGUCAAAAUAUGUUUUCGAUAAUCUCAUUUCUCAACGCAUGUGUAUUUCCUAUAAAGAGUACCAGAGUACAAAUGUUAAUAAUGUAUUUUGAAAUUAAUAUCUUAAAAAAGAAACUAAAUUCUUGAAGUUAAUUUAGUUCCUCAAUCGACGUUGUGCUCUAACAUCUUGCAUUCUCCCCCUCUUAUCAUGGUUUAACAUCUCACAGUCUCCCCUUCUUAUCAUACUCUACCAUUGCAGCAGCCCCCACGCUCUUAUCUUGCUUUAACAUCUCACAGUCUCCCCCUCUUAUCAAGCUCUAACAUCUUCCAGUCUCCCCUUCUUAUCAUGCUCUAACAUCUUCCAGUCUCCCCCUCUUAUCAUGCUUUAACAUCUUCCAGUCUCCCCCUUUUAUAAUGUAUGCUCUUAUAUCUCCCAGUCUCCACCUCUUAUCAUGCUCUAACAUCUUCUAGUCUCCCCCUUUAUCAUGCAUGCUCUAACAUCUCUUAGUCUCCUCCCCCCCUUAUCAUGCUCUAACAUCUCCCAGUCUCCCCCUCUUAUCAUGCUUUAACAUCUCCCAGUCUCCUCCUAUUAUCAUGCUCUAGGAUCCUCCAGUCUCCCCAUUUUAUCAUGCAUGCUCUAACAUCUCCCAGCCUCCCCUUUUUAUAAUGUAUGCAAAUGAAUUCCUUUGAUUAAAGUAAUGUCAUAAUUUUUUUUUUAAACUUUUAGUUUUAUAACUCUUUUUUUACUAAGGCAUAUGUUCUCCUCCCAUGUUAAUAUGCCGCAUAAAAUGAAAAUGUUAAAAAUAAUACCGUGUCAUAUUUUCCAUAUCAUGCAUGCUUAAUCAAUAACACAAUGUUAAUAUCACCCAAACUUUCUGACAUAGGCCAAUCUGUAUGGGAGAUUUGAAGAAUACCACUAGAUAAAUUUGAUAUUUAAAAAAAAAAGAAAGUUUAAUAAACAGCAAGUCAGGAAGAUGUGCAGUUGGUGUUGCUUAAGGGUUGGGGGCGUCAAAAUAUGUUUUCGAUAAUCUCAUUUCUCCACGCAUAUGUAUUUUCUAUAAAGAGUACCAGAGUACAAAUGUGUUAAUAAUGUAUUUUGAAAUUAAUAUCUUAAAAAAGAAACUAAAUUCUUAAAGUUAAUUUAGUUCAUCAAUCGACGUUGUGCUCUAACAUCUCCCAGUCUCCCCCCUCUUAUCAUGCUUUAACAUCUCGCAUUCUCCCCCUCUUAUCAUGCUUUAACAUCUCGCAUUCUCCCCCUCUUAUCAUGCUUUAACAUCUCGCAGUCUUCCCCACUAUCAUGCUUUAACAUCUCACAGUCUCCCCUUCUUAUCAUGCUUUAACAUCUCGCAGUCUUCCCACUAUCAUGCUUUAACAUCUCACAGUCUCCCUUUAUAAUCAUGCUCAAUCAUUGAAGCAGUUUCCCCCUCUUAUCAUGCUUUAACAUCUUCCUGUCUCUCCCCUGUUAUUUAGCAUACAUUACCCGUGCUUGAAUUUUAUUUGACCUAAAUUAGAAUCCUAGCAGACAGUCUGUUGUGGGCGUGGCCUAUUCGUUUGAUUAUCUUGUUUACAACCGUGUUUACCAAUUAAACAUGUUAGACUGUCUUCCUGGUAUUUUCUCGAAUGUGCUCGUUAACCCGAGAAAUGUAAACAACACGUCAUGGGUCUUUCUGGAAGGCAGGGCUUACGCGACCUAUAUAAGGGAUUGACCGGCACGAACGGAAGGAUGGAGAUUCAGAUAGGUUUUAUCAACUUCACGAGACGUGUAUUAUUCUUUGUGUUCUUAUAUAUGUGUUUAUUUCGCAUUUCAUCAUUAUUCAUUGGAUAUUAUUCUAGCUGUAUUAACUGUGUACUGGUACAAGAUCUACCAUACUGUAAGUUGAUGAUUUGUAAUGAUAUUUCUUUUCUUUUGUAAUUACAUUAAUACUUAAUAAAUCUUAUUAAUUGUAACUAGAAACUGCUUUGGGUGACGUAUCUUUAAUAUUGUUGACUAUAUGGUAACGUCCUUUGUUAGGUACUGUUUACAACGAGCCAAUUAAAAUUAAAAUAGGAGAUUAAUUUCUCCCAAUACAAGUCAGUGCAUAACACCCCCUCUUAUCAUGGUUUAACAUUUCGCAGUCUCCCCUUCUUAUCAUGCUUUACCAUUGCAGCAGUCCCCACGCUCUUAUCUUGCUUUAACAUCUCACAGUCUCCCCCUCUUAUCAAGCUCUAACAUCUUCCAGUCUCCACUUCCUAUUAUGCUCUAACAUCUUCCAGUCUCCCCCUCAUAUCAUGCUUUAAAAUCUCCCAGUCUCCCCCUAUUAUCAUGCUCUAAGAUCUUCCAGUCUCCCCUUUUAUCAUGCUUUAACCAAUCCCAGUCUCCACCUCUUAUCAUGCUCUAAGAUCCUCCAGUAUCGCCAUUUUAUCAUGCAUGCUCUAACUUCUCCCAGUCUCCCCUUUUAUCAUACAUGCUCUAACAUCUCCCAGUCUCCCCCUCUUAUCAUGCUUUAACAUCUCAAAGUCUCCCUCUGUUACCAUGCUCUAAGAUCCUCCAGUCUCCCUAUUUUAUCAUGCAUGCUCUAACAUCUCCCAGUCCCCCCCUCUUAUCAUUCUCUUACAUCUCCCAGUCUCCAGGUCAAUUAGUUUGUGCGCGCGUGAAACGCUGCGGCUCAGAUGCCGACUGUUUCAGUCCUAACGGCUGCUGUGUGUACAAUCCCUACGCCACUGCCGACGUGACCAGCCCCCCGCCACCAGACUACUACAAGUACCCGCCGAGCUCUAGACCUGGUCAGAUCGUGCCCCCGCUGGUUGGUGUCUGUCUGCCAGCAUUAAGUUUAGACAACC
Molecule: messenger RNA, 5043 nt
Organism: Lymnaea stagnalis (great pond snail)
Lineage: Eukaryota; Metazoa; Mollusca; Gastropoda; Lymnaeidae
Source: the annotation of a GenBank genome assembly